Trypanosoma grayi is the source of this 2166-nucleotide messenger RNA. Its product is annotated as putative dynein intermediate chain. Bases 1 to 2166 code for a protein of 721 amino acids. NCBI's taxonomy places the organism in Eukaryota, Euglenozoa, Kinetoplastea, Trypanosomatida, Trypanosomatidae. Gene Ontology annotation, cellular component: cytoplasmic dynein complex; ciliary plasm. Gene Ontology annotation, biological process: intraciliary transport. Gene Ontology annotation, molecular function: dynein heavy chain binding; dynein light chain binding. The record is from RefSeq and is a predicted model, not a curated record. The transcript has a single exon.
AUGGACUUGGCCGAGAAACGUCGCCAGCUGGAGGAGAUUCGUGCCGCGCGUGAGGCAAAGCAGCGCUCGGUGCAACAGCAGUUUCAACAGGGCACAGCUGGUACAUUAUUUCCCUCUGCAAGCAGUAGCAAUAACCCGAAACCCCUGUCGCCGACGUUGUCUUUGCCUGUAGGCACAGAUGCAUUGAGGAGCUCCAGCUCCACCGCUUCUUCGGUUAAUGUACGGGAGGAGCGGCGGGCAUGCGAAGUAAGAAUUCCGACGACACGGUUAUCACCGGUUCCAGCAAGGUUCCCGCGGCAGUCUCCCGAGCAUUCGUCAGUGGGCAAGAGUGGUGCGGGUGACAAUGUGAGAAAGACCCAAGGAGUAACAGGAGGCGGAAGAAAGGGAAGUGGCACGUGGAAUGUAGAAGCAGGCGUAGGGGCUAUUGCGUUGGAGCCCACAGAAUAUGAUGCUGCAGUUGUUGGUGCUCCGUCACUUGGCGCAACGACGACAUAUGUGACGGAAAAGGCGUUGGAGGAGGAAUCGGAGGGGCGGCGCCGUGCUGUGUCUCCGCCCGACACCGCGAUGCUGCUGGCCCACUCACUGCGUGCGGAGACACUCUUCAACUGGAAGGGCCGUAGCGUGCUGGAUGUAACGAUGCUUGGCUCCCAUGCGUUGGAUAGCGGCGUCCACGACGCGGACGACUGCCUGCUUGUGGCGGCUGCUUUAUCGGAGGAUGGCCACGCGGAGGAGAACACUGAUGGCGCGACUCGGUCUUCGGCGGUGCGUGUUGGCGAGACGCUGCUGCCGUCUCGAGCGCAGGGGCUCGUACUACUGUGCUGCGUUGGACGGGGGCGUGCAGACGACAGCUGCUAUAGUGUUGUGCCGUUGUACUUUGACAGCGAGAUACGUGUUUUAACGUACACGCGCUACAGUCCGCAUUUGCUGUUCGGCGGCGCCGCCAACGGCUGUGUUGUCGCGUGGCGCAUUGACCACGCGCUACAGGAGCGUCGCGGCACAAGCGUGCGACGUGUCGUGCAGCAACCAGUGUCUUUUUCACUGCCGUCGUUGAUGGCACCCACGGUGUGCAGUGCUGCUGCUGCUGCGGCGGCGGCGUCAGUGGCGCCGAGCGAUCAGUCCUUUCCGUCGCCGCACGCGCACCACUCGCGGGUGCUCGGCAUGGCGGUGCAUGGCGACGCAAACUACCACCACCUGUACUCCGUCAGCCAGGACGGCCGCGUGUGCAUGUGGGCGCCGCUGCAGCUUCGGCUACCCUCGUCGAGCCGUGACGGGGUUACUUCAGGGCAGCCGCUUGGCUGCGUCGGUUCGUGUGCGGCGUUUGUCGAUAAGGCGGCAGAUGCGAUGAGCAAAGUUGUAUUUGGCUGCCUCGACGGUCACGUGCUGGAGGGGCGCACGAAAAGCUCCCGUACGGUCGAGAUGCGGCCCAUCACCACAUCGACAUCGUCGCUGUCGACGCCACCGCCGAGUCCGAGGUUAACAUCAACAGGAGUAGCUGGCGCGAGUGAGGCACCUUCGAUGCUGCUGCACCGCUCGCGGACCACAACGGCGGUGGCUGGAGGCGGUACCGCAGCUGCUGCGCAUCACAGUGCUGUCGUCGCAGUGGCUCCGCAUCCACUUCACGCCGACCCACGUAUCAGCGAUAUGGUGCUGACGGCCGCCACAGACGGCAGCUGCAGCCUCUGGCUUGGCGCGCGGCACAUCGCCAUUGACGGAUUUGGGGCACAGGUGAACUGCCUGCGGUGGUCGCCGACACACCCAGCGGUGUUUGUCGCCGGCGAAAACAAUGGCCGCGUCGCUGCGUGGGAUUUGACGCAGAGCUCUUACUCACCGGUGGUGUUUGUGUACCUGCGCUCGAUGCGCGCGGCGAGUGGGUGGGCGCGCUCCUCAUCGGCGGGAACUGCGGCCGCUGCCCCACCGCACCGCAGUGCGGCGGUCACGAGUCUCUCCUUCUCAGAGGAUGGCGUGUGGUUAGCGUGCGGCACUGCCGCUGGCGACGUGCACCUGCUGCAGAUGCGUGCCGACCUUGUCACGGAGGCGAAAGACGCAGGUCAGCGAUCGGAGAAGGCAGAUGAUGAGGGAUGCGCCACCUCUGCUGCUGCUGCUGCUUUUGUUUCUUCCGGUAACUAUAACACCGCAUCGUGGAUCGAUGCGCGCUUUGUGUGUUAG